CGCUGGAACGAUUCUGCCCCCAGUGGAUCUGAUAAUCUGAUUUCCGAUGCACAUUGCUCCACGACAAGCAGACGUACUAUGUCGAUCCGGGCCAGCUAGCGAGCGCUCGUCUGGUUCGGCCUUGGGGCUGCUCUGGAAGCUCCUCUGUAGCACAAUCCUCCGAAAGGAAAUCCCUCAUCUGAGAGUUGGGAAUCUUGCCCGGGGUCGCAAGGUUUCGUAACCCAUGAGCAUGAGAGAGAGGUGCACUUGUGUUCGUGCGGCCGAAUUGGAUUCGGAUUGCCCUCCCUUGACCUUGAGAGCGUCGAACGAUUGAUUGAUUGAUCGAUGGAUCGAAUGGGGGAUAGUCCCACAGGGUUGCACGGAUGCCGAGAUUGGCGCCACGAUUGUGGAAGAAGGUGCUGGGCCUGAGAGGCUGGCCAGUGGAUGACACACGUGCUUGGCUCAAGGCGUGCUGCACGGAUCAGAUCAGAGUCGACAGCGCUUGGUUAUGGAACUGUGGGGCGAUCUGGAAACUCCGCCAAGAAUGGGUCAAAUGCAGAAACCUGGAAUCCUGUCGGACAGUGGCCGAGCAGAGGGCCGCGAGAGCGGGGGCGCCGAGAAUUCGUAGUCGGUGCUGACUUUUAUAAUGUUUGCGUGCUCUGUCGCUGAUGACAGCAGCGGGUCUAUUUGUGGAUUUGCCGUCCAAGCUUGACAGCUGCACAAUCGGUUUGCCGGAUGGCUUCGCAGCCAUACUACGCGGCAGCCAGAAUCAUUAUUGGGAAGUGCACUAAUGAUUGCAUGAGUGAUUGCUUGAUGCAACCCGAUCAAUUAGAAUGUGCAGCAUUGCUCGUCCAUCUCCGAUCAGGGCCUCUCCCCUCCCUACAAGAGUCCGCAGGCACUCGCAAUUUGCCGAGAUCCACGAUCCAAUCCAAGAGAGAUUGGCUGAAAAUUUCGAAUUCCAAGUGGACCACCGCAGCAGCAGACAUUGAAUAGAGAGAAGAGUUCAGACUAGCACGCGAUCGGGCUAAAUUUCCUUUCCCUUUCAUCGGUCUAGAAAAUUCAGCAGCAGCCUCAGAUUGCUGAGCCACAAAUUCCACCCUUGUAGAUAUUUUGAAAGCUUUAGAAAAACCCAUCGAGAGAUAGAGAGAUAGAGAGAUAGAUAGAUAGAUAUAGAGAGAGAAAGAUUGAUUGUGUGCAGCACCAUCGACAAGUUUCAGAUGUCAAAUCCAAAAUGCGUGAAGUUGUGUCUUGUUUAUUUGAGUGUGGUGCAGUUGGCGACGGCAGCAGCGCCAAAUCAGGGGCGGAGCAACAAAUUCGACCGCUUCACUCUCGGCAAUGUGAACAUAAUCUGCACGAAUUUGGCCACGGGCGUGCAAUGUGACUAUCCGAUUCCGUCGGCCGGGACCACAGCGACGGGCAAUUCGAUGCAUCGCAACAUCAUCGCGUACGACUCGGACGGCAUUUACGCGCUGGGGUUCCACGAGCUCGUGCGCGGCGAGUUCUAUCUCUCCAUUUACCUCUUCUACCCGAGCGACAGCUCCGCCGGCCCCCCGGUCUGGACGGCCAAUCGCGACAACCCGGUGGAUGAGAACGCCACCAUGAGCUUCUUGACGACCGGAUCCUUGGAGCUUCGAGACUCGCAGGGCAAUGUGAAAUGGUCGUCGCGGACGGAGACGAAGGGCGUGAAGAGCUUGGUGUUUCUGAACGACGUGGGCAGUCUGGAGCUGCUGAACGAGGCGAAUCUGACAGUGUGGCAGACGCUGGACGAUCCGUCGGACACCGUGGUGAAGAACCAGGUCAUGCGAUUCGACCCCGCAGGGCAGAAAUCCGUGGUGAGCAGCAGCACGCCCGACGGGCGCGGCAAGGGAUUGUACUCCAUGGCCAUGGGCGCCGGCGGCCUCGUCCUCUACGUGAGCGCCGAUCGCAGCAGCACUGCUGCGCUUCUGCCAUAUCGCACCUACAGCUUCUACGGCCAAUCCGACCUUCGCUACGCCUUGCGCACUUGCAGGCAUCCCACCUUCGCAUCCUUCUUCCCGCCUUCGUCAUCCCGAUUCGGCGCAAUUUUGCAGCAGGACAAUUCGUCGAUCGCCCCGGCCUCGGUCGUCGACCCCGCCCUCUGCAGCAGCAGCCUCGGAGCUGCGAAGGGCAUCUUCGACCUUCAGAGGCUUGCGAAUUGGUCCUCCGAGGUCAAUGACACCAAGGCCUUGCGGCUGGAGCACGACGGAUCGCUCAAGCUCUACUCGUGGAAAGCUCAAGCUCGCACUGCCUCCAAUCCGCUGGUCGUCGACUUGUUCAGCGACGACGACCCGUGCAGCCUCCCCAAUGUGUGUGGGCCUUACGGGGUCUGCACCAGAAGCUAUGGCGACUCGACUUACUCCUGCACUUGCCCAUCGACGUCUCGAGACAGGCCCAAUCGCUUCUGGGAUCAGGUGAGCUCGCAAGACGCCAAUCAAGGAUGUCAGCUUCCCGGAGACCGACCCGUCUGCUCGGUGGGACCUUCGUCCAUCCGCACCGACUUCAUCGAAUUAGACAGCGUAGACUAUUUUGCAAAUGAGUUUGCCACAGCCCAAUUGAGCACAGCCGAGCAAUGUCAGCAGCAAUGUUUGCACAAUUGCUCGUGCCAUGCCGCUUUCUAUCGAACGAGCUCGGGCCAGUGCUUUCUCACAUUCCAUCCUCUGCUCUCGCUGCGUGGCGAGAACUCGUCCACCUUCGUGGCCUAUGUGAAGGUCGUCAGGCCCGACUCGAGCUCGUCAGCAGCCACGGGCUUGAUCGUGGGCGUCUCGGUGGGGGUCGCAGGUGCAAUUGUGGUCGGGCUUUCGAUCGCUGCGUUGUUGUGCAUCUGGAGGCGACGACGACGAGAGAUAGGCUGCAAAGAGGCGAACCUGUUUCUCAAUUCGCUGCCAGGAUUGCCGCCGAGGCUGCACCUGAAGGACCUCAUGACAGCCACGCAGGAAUUCAGUCUCAAGAUCGGCGAAGGGGGAUUCGGGGCGGUGUACAAGGGCAAUCUGCCCGACGGCACAGAGGUGGCUGUCAAGAGGCUCAAAGGUGCAGCAGGUCAGGGAGCGAAGGAAUUUCGAGCGGAGAUGGCGACCAUUGGCAGCAUCCACCACAUCAAUCUCGUGCGCCUCUAUGGGUUUUGCGUCGAGGGCGACCAUCCUCUGCUGGUGUACGAGUACAUGGCCAAUGGAUCGCUCGACAGUCAUCUCUUCAUGGACGACACGGCCAAGAGCGCCAAGAGCUGCUUGGACUGGCAGACGAGGAUGAGCAUCGCCUCCGACACUGCCAAAGGUCUGGCGUACCUGCACGAGGACUGCCGCGAGCAGAUCAUCCAUCUGGACAUCAAGCCGCAGAACAUUUUGCUCGAUGAGCAAUUUCGUGCCAAGGUUGCUGACUUCGGGCUGUCCAAGCUCGUCAAACGCAACCAGAAGGGCCAAGGCCAGCAGGGCGUGACGCAUUUGCGAGGCACCCCGGGCUACAUUGCGCCCGAGUGGUUGCACAUGCCCACGGUCACCGAGAAAGCUGACGUUUACAGUUUCGGCAUCGUGCUCUUGGAGCUCGUGAGUGGCAGGAGGAAUGCCGAGUUCUCUCUGAGACCCGAGAGGAUGUUUUUCCCCCGCUGGGCCUUCCAGAGGUACAAGCACGGCAAGCUGCAGGAAAUUUUGGAUCGUCGGCUCGACGAGUUUGUCAGCACGGAUGAGGCGACUCGCAUGCUUAAGGUGGCCUUCUGGUGCAUCCAGGAGGAUCCUCUCUUGAGACCGGCGAUGGGUGGCAUUGUUCAGAUGCUGGAGGGGACAUUGCAAGUCUCGGAGCCUCCAGAGAUUCAUGGAUAUUCAGAAGCCGAGACCAUUGUCGACAUCAGAGAAUCCGAAUUCGUGUCUCCAUCUUCGAAUGGCAUCUCCUCCGCUGCUGCUGCUCCUCCUCAUCAUCAGCUGGGCCAUGGAGUCAAUGGUGUCAACGGGGUCGACCAGAGGGCUGGAACUCGGUCGUUUUCCAAGGCUCUAGAAGGUGGACUGUCCACAUCCCAUGAGCUAUCGAUAGUAGAAGCUAGAUAAAUACUUCACUUCACAGAGAAAUGAAAUCUCUGAUCGGCGUUUGGAUCUUAAUUUAUUUCUUUCCAGAUUAGACGUAACCAGCCGAAUCGAGCAUUCACAUGGUCCACGAUACCGAUUCCUACAUUGGAGAGUUCAAAAGCUCGAGAUUCUUGUUUGUACAUUACCUUUUUGCAAGGAUCGAAGGGCAACAGACUGGAACUUUUUUGCUCAGAUCGCAUCUGAGCUGCGCAGUUCCUCAAAGGACGACUCUCUGUAAGAUAGGCACAGGAAAAAUCCCACAAUUUUACACCUUCAAAGCAGUUAGCAGCUUCUCGCAGACCCGAUGGGCCGGAAGCCAUAUCCUGUAUACUCCUAAGUCCACUUUAGACCGGCCCAUCACAUCCUUUGUAUUCCAGAGUUCAUUACAGACUUUGACUCAUGUUCAGAGAAUCUGAGCGAGAUCAACCGAGAAGUAAAACGCGAGAGCUGAAUGCUGCAGCUAACGUUUGGUACAUUCUUGUGGACUGUGUGACGAGGGAUCACACCUCAGACUAUGAAUGACGAGAGGCUCUUCGUCAAAGAUGUCAUGGAGCCCGCGCUUG
Molecule: messenger RNA, 4612 nt
Organism: Marchantia polymorpha subsp. ruderalis
Lineage: Eukaryota; Viridiplantae; Streptophyta; Marchantiopsida; Marchantiales; Marchantiaceae
Source: the annotation of a GenBank genome assembly